Bombina bombina (fire-bellied toad) is the source of this 4035-nucleotide messenger RNA. It is a transcript of the gene ZDHHC3, whose product is annotated as zinc finger DHHC-type palmitoyltransferase 3. Gene Ontology annotation, cellular component: endoplasmic reticulum; Golgi apparatus. The transcript is spliced from 7 exons. Bases 325 to 1302 code for a protein of 325 amino acids. Gene Ontology annotation, molecular function: protein-cysteine S-palmitoyltransferase activity. The record is from RefSeq and is a predicted model, not a curated record. NCBI's taxonomy places the organism in Eukaryota, Metazoa, Chordata, Amphibia, Anura, Bombinatoridae. Gene Ontology annotation, biological process: protein targeting to membrane; peptidyl-L-cysteine S-palmitoylation.
AGCCUGGGUGGACUUUUUCCAGCUCUCAGAUUUAUUCUUUUUAGUUUGUGUUUAACAAGCCCUCUUGUUGAAGUUUUUUGUUUGCUGAUUCCUUUUUUGUUUUGCUUUAGGCAGCUUAGCAACAUUUAUGAAAUGGUGUAAUGUAUAUGUCGUUGUGUAAGGAUUGCAGUAUUUGGUAUUGUGAGCUUGGCAUUGUGAAGAAAUUCUCAUCUGCUGUUUGUUACUUUGGAAAAAAUGGCUUCUGUUGCUGACAGUAUUACUCUGUGUGUAUAGGAGCGCAACAACACCGGAAAGUAGGGUAGAAUAUGGACUAUAUAGCUUAUAAUGAAAGCCUCAACCCACCGCUUCCGAGACAUUGAAAGGACUGCAGAGUACCUCCAUCCUGAAAAGUGCAUCCCACCCCCUCCCAUUGACUCCAUGGGUAAAGUUUGGUUUAUCAAAGAUGGCUGUGGCAUUGCGUGUGCCGUAGUGACUUGGAUGCUGGUUUUCUAUGCUGAGUUUGUGGUCAUUUUUGUUAUGCUGCUGCCAUCAAAGAACCUAAUUUACAGCGCCAUCAAUGGGAUAGUGUUCAACAUUCUGGCCUUCCUAGCCUUGGCUUCACACUUUCGGGCUAUGAUCACUGAUCCAGGUGCAGUACCGAAAGGAAACGCCACCAAAGAAUUCAUCGAGAGCUUGCAGCUGAAACCAGGGCAAGUGGUGUAUAAAUGUCCGAAAUGCUGCAGCAUCAAACCUGACCGGGCUCAUCACUGCAGUGUUUGCAAGCGAUGUAUUCGAAAAAUGGAUCAUCACUGUCCGUGGGUUAAUAAUUGUGUUGGGGAGAACAACCAGAAAUUCUUUGUUCUAUUUACUAUGUACAUAUCUCUCAUUUCCUUGCAUUCCCUUAUCAUGGUGGGCUUUCAUUUCCUAUAUUGCUUUGAAGAAGACUGGACAAAGUGUAGCUCCUUCUCACCACCAACUACAGUCAUUCUGCUUAUCCUACUUUGUUUUGAGGGAUUGCUCUUCCUCAUCUUCACUGUUGUAAUGUUUGGGACACAAGUACACUCCAUCUGCACAGAUGAAACGGGUAUUGAGCGAAUGAAGAAGGAAAAUCCAACUUGGGAAAAAAUAAGCAAAUGGGAAGGACUCAAACAAGCUUUUGGGGGUAGUUUUACUCCAGGUUGGUUAAGUCCCUUCUCAAGAACAUUGUACCAACAAGUAUCAUCAGACAUGGAACAGACUGCAUCAGACAGCAUGAGUGAAAUUGUGAUUGGACGACUUGUAGGAAACGUGGAAGUCAUUGAAGUAGCCAGAAGAGAAGAAUAACUAUUAGCUGGAAAGAGACAUAAGGGCCAAAAAGAGGUUCUGGAUCAGAUUCAAUACAGAACCAGGUUCAGUAUUUGUCAAAGGUUAUCAUUAUAUUAAUUCGAAUUUGAGUUAUGUUGGUUAAAGGUUACAUUUGUAAGAUAAAUCUGUCUGCAUUAAAGUGAAUGUAAAUUUUGAUGCUAAAGUGCACAUUUUUUAAAAAUUCGAUUAAAAACAGGGGCACUUUAAUUCAUCAAAAUUUACAUUUCACUCCUGUUGUGAAAAAAAAACUUACCUUUUAUUCUUGACAGCAGCUCCAGCUUUCUCCACCCGUUGCAAAGCCUCUUCCUGGGUCUAAAAUGAGGAAUCCGGCUUCCUCCAAUCACGGCAUUGAAUCAGACACUCAUUCCCCAGGGGGGGAAGCCGUGAUUGGAGGAUGACCUAUCCAUCAUUUCUGACAUCAGAAAUGGCUUGCAACGGGUGGAGGAAGCUGGAGCUGCUUUGAAAAUUAAAAGGUAAGUUUUUUUUUCACAACAGGAGUGAAAUGUAAAUUUUGAUGAAUUAAAGUGCCCCUGUUUUUAAUCAAACUUUUAAAAACCAGGCACUUCAGCAUCAAAAUUUACAUUCACUUUAAGAACGGGAUUAUCAUAAAUUGUGCUUUUGUUUUAAUUACUUACAACUGAGUAUUUAAUUUUAAUUUUUUUUCCAAAUGUUAAAAUAAUGACGUUACUGUUCUGUUAUCUUGUUUGUCAAUUAAAGAAGUAUAAACAUAGUAUAUGAAAUUAACAGUUGUGCAUUUUGAACACAUUUAGAAGACUUUUUAUAAUAUAAUUGUACUAUCAAAAGACACAUCCGUUCCAAAAGAUGCUACUAAUAACAUUUGCAAUAUGCUGCUGUGCACAUCAAAGGUUAUUUUUAUAUCUCUUUAAAUGUGCAUUAUUACAGGCGCAAACAAACUUGAUUAUGUCAUGUGACACAAAAAUUAUUUUAAGUAUGACAAGUAAUGUAAAUGUAUUAUUAAAUACUAAUUAACUUUGCUGGUAAUAAAAAUUAAUAGCAAGUUUAAUUAUAUAAUUAUCCUGUGCUUAAUUUCAUUCACAUCUCUUUUUCAAGGGGCUUCUUAUCUCAGAUUUUUGAUACCUUUAACUUAUUAUAUAGCAGAUUCUAUUGGAACUAUUUUCGCAAAAAUGCUUUUUUUUAGCUAUCUAUUCCAGCUUUUGUAAUAACUUUUGUACAAGACCCAAUUAGAAUUCAGCUGUAUGCUACAUAAAUGCAUCUGUCACUCAUACUAUAUGUGCCAAGAGUGACAUAUUGUGAAAAUGCUUCUAAUUGCAUUUGAAAUGCAAUCUUUAAUGUCAUUUUUCAACAUAGAAAAGGAAAAAUAGAUCAACAGAAUGUAACUAUGUUUGAUGUGCCUUGGUUCAUUCAUACUCAGAUUAAUAAGUGGUGAGAAGAGGCCCCCAACAUUUUUCUGUCAUGAUUCAGAAAGAGAAUACAAUUUUAAACAAUAUUCCAAUUUACUUUUAUUAUCUAAUUUCCAUCAUUCUUUAGAUAUCCUUUGUUGAAGAAAUAGCAAUGCAAAUGGGUGAGCCAAUCACACACGGCUUCUAUGUGCAGCCACCAAUCAGCAGCUACUGAGUAUAUCUAGAUAUGCUUUUGAACCAGGGAUAUCAAGAAAAUGAAGCAAAUUAGAUAAUAGAAAUAAAUUGGAAAGUUGUUUAAAGUUGCGUGCUCUUUCUAAAUCAUGAAAGAAAAAUUUAGGUUUCAUUAUCCUUUAAUUCCAACAAUACAGGAUGUUAAUUCUAAGUUAUGUUUUAUCCAUCUUAUUUAUUUAUUUUUUAAAACGCCUUAAUGUGUUAUUUGUCAAUGCACUUUUAAAUACACAGUUAGUCAUUAUGUUUUAAUUCCCAGCUUUAUUAAGCAUGUACAGGUAUUCAGUAGAAUAAGAAAAGCAUUAAGCAAGGAGGUCCAACUUCAGCACUUGAAGGGCUCAGACAUGUGACAAAACCUGAUGAAGAGAUCAGAGAUGGCUUUAUGGAUGAAAAAUAAAGAGAAACAGCAAGGGAAAAAGUAGGGAGAGGACAGAGAGAGAAGACAGUGUUGAGUUUAGAAAAUGGAGAAAAAGGGAAGAGAAAAAGAAAAAAAAGGAACAUGAGAGAGAGAAAGGGGAGAAAGAAAGAGGAUGAAAAGAGAAUGGAAAAAGAGAUGAGAGCAUUAAGACUAGGGGAGAGAGGGAAAAGGGUUAGAAGAAGAGAGAGAAUGAGAGAGAGAGAGAGAGAGAGAGAUGAAAAAGAGAGAAGAUGGAGUGAGAGAAAUAGGAGGGAAGAGAGAGAAUGGAGUAAGAGAAGAGGAAGGGGGCAACAGCCGGGGGACAGAGAGAGCAGCAGAGAGGGAGAAGGGGGUGACAGAGGAGGGAAAUAGACAAGAGAGAUAAUUACACAUCAAUUCCCAGUUAUACAAAUCCAAUGAUUUUAUAUCAUAUCCUCUUCAGUGAGAAACUGAUUGAAUAUAUUUUUGUAAUAUUAAUACAUGGAAACAACAGUGUAAAUCUUCUCCAAAUAUGUGAAGUAUAUGAAGGUUGGUUUAAUUUUAUUCUUUAUCUCAUUGGGUCUUUUCUUUAAAUUAUAAAUUCGAUACCUAAUUUGGCCCUGCUCUGGUUUAUAGUAUUGUCUAUAUGAUGUAAUUUCCUUGUUGAAUUCAUUGUUUCAUUAUGUAUGCAAACUUGUAUUCAUUAAAAUUUCUAUGUAUAAAUUA